This is a messenger RNA of Ascoidea rubescens DSM 1968, 630 nucleotides long. RefSeq names its product 6-phosphofructo-2-kinase (gene PFK27). Lineage: Eukaryota; Fungi; Ascomycota; Saccharomycetes; Ascoideales; Ascoideaceae. The annotation marks the transcript as partial. Gene Ontology annotation, cellular component: cytosol. The record is from RefSeq and is a predicted model, not a curated record. Gene Ontology annotation, molecular function: ATP binding; 6-phosphofructo-2-kinase activity. Gene Ontology annotation, biological process: fructose metabolic process; fructose 2,6-bisphosphate metabolic process. The transcript has a single exon.
UCAAACUCAAACUCAAAGUAUCUUAUAAUACUAGUAGGUCUACCAGCUUGUGGAAAGAGCACCUUUGGAAAGAGAUUAAAACAAGAUUUAGAAAAAAAUGCAAAUCUAAACGUUGGCAUAUUCAAUGCCGGUAACGUUAGAAGAAACUUUUUAAACUCUUCCAAUGUCAACCAAAAUGCAAACUAUUUUGACUUUAACAACUCUGAAACCUCCAACCAAAGAGAAUUCUUUGCCAAAAUUGCUCUCGAUAACUGUCUCUCAAGUCUAAUCUUCAACCAAAUCGACAUUGGCCUCCUAGACGCAACAAACUCAACUUUCAAAAGAAGAAACAACCUCUUCAACUCAAUCCAAUCAAAAUUAGCGCUAUUCCCUUCUCUAAGAAAAAAUCUAAACGUCCUUUUAAUAGAUAUCAAAACUUCUUCACUAAAAAACUGGAAAUUCAACAUUGAACUAAAAUUGACCUCUUCUCCUGACUACUUGAACAACAAUAUCAACCAUAAAGACGCCCUCAUAGAUUUCAUAAAGAGAACAAAGAACUACCUAUCCGCUUUUCAACCUGUUGAACCAACUGAAAUCAAAAAGUACAACUGGAACUAUAUUCUAAUUGACAACUCUGGUGAUUCCUACUAU